This is a messenger RNA of Chenopodium quinoa (quinoa), 3515 nucleotides long. Its product is annotated as biotin--protein ligase 2-like. The transcript has 10 exons. Gene Ontology annotation, cellular component: cytoplasm. NCBI's taxonomy places the organism in Eukaryota, Viridiplantae, Streptophyta, Magnoliopsida, Caryophyllales, Amaranthaceae. Gene Ontology annotation, biological process: protein modification process. The record is from RefSeq and is a predicted model, not a curated record. Bases 500 to 1510 code for a protein of 336 amino acids. Gene Ontology annotation, molecular function: biotin--[biotin carboxyl-carrier protein] ligase activity.
CAUUUGCUUGGGGUGAGAAUUGAACCCCCCUCACAGAGAUGGAAGGAGGUGCCGGAAUGCCUAGUAUCAGAGCUAAUUGUAAAAUUUCUUUUCAAAACAGCGCAUAGCGCGUGCCGGAAUGCCUAGUAUCAAGAUAUUUUGUAAGUAUCUCUAAAGAUUCGAUUUUUCUGUUUCUUCUUCAAUGGCGGAUGCUAUCCGUUUAUUUUAUUGCAAUUCCCUUCGACUUUCCGUAUAAUUUUGGCAUCAAAUUAAUCGCAAUUCCCUUUAAAAUCGUUGAUUCUGCUUUUGUUUCUUCCUUCAAACCCAGAAAGGAACCGUCCUCUUUCAAGUAAUUUGCAUUUUAUUGAUUGCUGUUUGAGAGAAAGAUAAGAGCAGGUUCCGUGGUUUAUAGAGAGAGGGAGGAGUAAUUCGAAACUCACUGAGAGAAACUAACAGAGGGAAUCGCAUUGAGAGUUUAAUGUUCCGGGGUUUCAGUUGUCGUUCUCCUUAAGUGAAAGCCAUGGACUCCGAUCAUCUUCACUUAUUUCUCUGCGGAAAAUCGUCGGCCGAGAAAGAUAUUGCUUAUUCUCUCCUUUCUAAUUCUAAUUCUAAUAAUAAUUACAAUACUUGUCAAUUUCAAGUUCCCAAUACCAAUGCCAAUACAUCUCUUCGUCUUCAAUCUCACCUCCCUCGACCUACCAACGCAUCGUUUAAUGUGGAUUCCUUCUUCACUUCUCUUUCUACUUGUCGUUUUGGGCGCUUUCUCAUUUGGUCUCCUCGCUUGCCUUCUACCCACGACGUCGUUUCACAUAAUUUCAGUGAGCUUCCUGUUGGAUCAGUUUGUGUUGCUGAUGUUCAAUUCAAAGGCAAAGGAAGGUCAGCAAAUGUUUGGGAAUCUCCACCAGGUUGUCUUAUGUUUUCGUUUACAUUACAGAUGGAGGAUGGACGAAUAGUGCCUUUAGUGCAAUAUAUUGCUUCUCUUGCACUUACGGAAGCUAUUAAAGAUCUUUGUUUUAACAAUGGCCUGCCUCAGUUGGGAAUUAAAAUUAAGUGGCCUAAUGACCUUUACUUAAAUGGCUUCAAGGUUGGUGGGGUACUCUGCACAUCCACUUAUAAAUCGAAGAAAUUCAAUAUCAGUGUGGGGAUUGGAUUAAAUGUAGAUAAUAAACAGCCGACAACUUGCUUGAAUGCAAGGUUGCAACAAAUAGCCUCUAUGUCCUGCCAACUACGCAAAGAAGACAUCUUGGCCUCCUUCUUUGACAAGUUUGAGAAUUUCUUUGACCAAUUCUUAAGCCAAGGUUUCAAACCUUUAGAGGAACUCUACUACCAGACUUGGUUGCACAGUGGACAAAGAGUUAUUGUACAGGAUACACGUGAAGGCCAAACAGUGGAAAAUGCUGCUACUAUUCAGGGAUUGACAUCAUCGGGGUAUCUAUUGGCAAUUGGAGAUGAUGGCCAAAUGUGUGAACUUCACCCAGAUGGCAAUAGCCUUGACUUCUUCAAAGGACUAGUCAGACACAAAUUGAGUUAAAGAAUGCUCUACCAUUCAUUUUCAUGUGCUAUUUAUAAGGUCGCUACAAGUAAAAGGGGCCCAAAAUCAAGGCAUUAUCUUCUGUAAUGAGCAAAGUGAGUCGCUUUUCUUAGGGGUGAAAAUAUUAGGUGAAUAUUACCCGAGUUUAAAUAUGGUUUUGAGCAAGUCCAGCAUAUUUAGCAAAGUAAUGAUGAUAAUUUGUCCAUCUUCUAGGAGAUCUAAUUAAGGGUAUCCUGUUUCCCAUUGGGGUGUUGAUACAGUGUCAUAGAAACUUUCUCAGAGAUAGAACCCCUCUUUUGGUGCCUGGGACACCUUAGUAGCUGGAGCCCCUUCUUUUUCAUCUAAUAUUAGUUUUCCAUUGGUAAGGGCUGAGGAGAGAUAUACACUAGUUUUAUCUAGCAAACAUUUAAACAGUUGUAUUGUCCAGAAUCCAAUGAAUUUUAAUUUGUUUGUUGCUUACCUGCCUUCUAUUUUAAAAUUUGUGGAUUUUCUAGAAUAGAUGGUGGAAUAUCACGACUUUUAAUGAAUGAAUUCGAUAAGUUGCAUUACAAUAUUGUGAUUUUUUUCACCAUAUGCCUCUUAUUAAGUACUGCAUAAGGUUUAGGAGUACUGCAAAGGUUCUUUAAUGAAUGCCGUAUGACUUUAUAUUAAUAAUUAAUGAAUUGAUUUCACUAUUUAAUAAAGUGCUUAAUUAAAUAACAAAAGAAUCUGUUUUACAUAAUUAACCCAUGUUUUUUCCUUCUAAACGUCUAGGAGUCAAUUUUGAAUGGUCUAGUUGGACUUUGCCAACUACUUAACUCAUCAUUGAAUUAAGAUAAAUCAUUCUGCCCAAAUAUAAUAAUUAAUAUUAUUAAUAACUCUAAUAAAGUAAUGAAAUGAAUAAAGCUGAGUUGGUGUCUUGGUGAGGUGGUGAGGUAGUUGUCUUGAAAUCUGAAUGGCAAAUCAUAUAAAGCACUUGGUCAAGCUGCAUAAAUAACUAGACCAGCACAUCAAGUAGUGAGGUUUAUUGGGGCUAAGUAUCUCAUACUUCGUAUGUCAAUGGCGCUAGGUGAUGCAUGCAACUGCGUACAUGAUACUCAGUAUAUUACAGUAUUAAUCGUUAUUUUAUUAUAUUAUUGGCAGGUAAGAAUUAAGAAGGCAAUCUUUUAAGCCAGGGUUAUUUAUAUUGAAAAUGACUUGGUUGUACUAGUAAGAGGAAGGUGGCCUCAGCCUUUAUAAAUUUGACCUUAGGGUUCAUCGUUUUCCUUACCUCGGAAAAAAAGAGUAACUAAUGAAAAUACAUAAAUAAUAAUAAUAAUAGUACGAUUAUAUAAAUGUGGGUAAAUAGAUAAUAGUAGUAAGACAAAAAUGGAAACAAUAGAGAAUUAUUGGGGCACUUUGUUUAACAGAAGAAGAAGAGUUUGAUUCAUCCUCAUGGACAUUCUUGUCUUGGUCUGGUUUAGUGACAUGGGACUUGUACAGUAACACAAGGGUGGACCAAACUUCAACUCAAGAAUAAAGCUUCUGUUGCUUUCAAAUCCCAGUUACCCUAUGCAUUUAUUUGAAGUUGCCCAAUGCCCACCACUUGAUUUCUGUGAUUUAAUCUCUGAAUACUCUGUUUUUAGCUUCUUUCUCCUUUUAUCAAAUUAAUUAUAAAUUCUUGUUUCACUUUUAACAGUUGUGCAUGUCAAACUUGCUUGUUUCUCUACUCUCUAGUCAUUGAAGAAACUAGAUAUUACAGAGUAUAAGUCUUUGUUAUGUGUUACCAAGUAAAUGAUUGGUUAAGCUUAAGAUGAACAAGCUAAUGAACUUUUCGUGAAUAAUCCAAAGUAUCAUUUGAUACAGAGUUGGCAGCAAAUCUUUCUUCCCAUCUAAACUAAAUUUCUGGAGUGACAUGCGUAAUGGCAAUAUAGAUGUACAAUACAAGAAACAUUCUAGAAAUAACAAGAUAGUGAGAUAUAGAAUGCUGAAGGUGAUGCCUGAAACAGGUGAUCUAAUAAAGAGUAGUACAUGGUAUUUAUGUUGC